Molecule: messenger RNA, 1850 nt
Organism: Anastrepha obliqua
Lineage: Eukaryota; Metazoa; Arthropoda; Insecta; Diptera; Tephritidae
Exons: 5
Coding region: 1-1824 (607 amino acids)
Source: RefSeq, a predicted model, not a curated record
AUGUUUUUAAAGGAGCUCAAAAUAUUCCUAAUUCGCAAGCCGUACAUUACUUGCGGCGAAUAUCGAAACCAGCUGAGUGACAGUUUCAUCUUAUUCUGCAUUCCUCAAAAAUCAUACACAAUGCCUCCAGCUAAAUCAGAUUUUGAUUUAACUGAUAAGGUCUGGGUUGAUUCAUAUGUGAAAAAAUGUGAUUUCCUCAUGAAAGAAUUCACAAGUUACGUUUAUGCUUUACAAGAUAGAUAUGAAAAAUUGGACAGAGACUGCAAGCGCCUACAAAUGGAAUUAAAAAACAAAUCGAAGGAGAAAAACGAACCACAAGAGAUCUGUGACACCCGCAAAGAGUCGAUCAGGGAUUCGGAAUUAAAAACUUCUAUAGGGUCUGAGGCAGAUCGCACAUGUUUUAGUGAUUGUUCACCAGCAUUUUUGAAUAUGGCAAUGGAUAGCGAGCAAUUACAAAUGGACGCAACUUGCGUUUUGAGCCCAGCACAACAUCGUCAAGAAUUAGUCUCGGCAACAGAGCAACUAAGUAGUCCGAGUCGUUUAUCUUUAGCAGACAAUAUUUUUCAGCAUAACACCUCACCGACUUGCAAGCAAAAAGCCCGUAACGAAAAUAUAAGUGCUCUGGGGUUUUUAAAAGCUCGUGGACGUAUAGGCAAAGUUUUAGAUAGUCAUAAACUGCGGGAGCGUAACUGCGCAGCUGGGGAAGAGGAUCAUGAGAGCGGCAUGCGGAAGAAUAGAGGGAAGUUGCAUGCACGAAGUUCGGAUUGGUUAGGAAAGUACACUAAAAACGAAGACAGGGGAGCUGCCUUAAAACGAGCCACUACAGGGAUAGACGAUAUACAGCGCAAACGUUGUCUUUUAACCCUGAACAAAGGGAGCGAACGAAAAUUGAAACAAGCACGGCUAACGCAAAUUGUGGAUAUGAAAUCAAAAAAAGUUCAAAACGUGAAAGAAAGCCUUUCCACUACACCUGAAUAUACGGUAAAUGCGCAGAUGUUGCCACUUUCACCUACAACACCCGUUGUUUUGAAUGUCAAAAAAAAGUUAGAUUUUCCAUCGUUUACAAGCGAUACCGGUGAUAUAUUCCACUUCAGCAGUGACGAUGAUGACGAACCGUGUACUAAGUCAGUAAACGCUAAUACCGUUGUAAAACAAAAUGAGCGCAAAUGCGUUGAUGGAAAGUUCUUGCAACCACUGCGGGCUGCAACAGAAAGUUCAGAAAGUGUUUUGGCUAUAACACCAACACCACCACCAAUCAUUUGUUUAUACGAAUCAGAUGAUAACGCACAGGGGUCAGAAAAUAAUAUUCGCUGCGAAAAUAAUACAACGAAUUUAACAACUAACAAUGUAAAAAGAGCAAAUAUAAAAGUCAAACAGGAAAAGUUGACUUCGGAAAAGUUACCAACUGAAUUGGCUGCAGCCAUGUUAGCUGAAUGGACAGAAGAACUAGAAAACAAUGAGCGGGAUGUAAAGUUGGAAACGGCGUCAAUGAAAAGAGCACGUAAAACACUAACAUCAGACUUAAAGCCACGUCAGGCACAACUACUUGUGGAGAAAAUUUCAAUCAAAGAAUGCUUUAAUAUAGAUUGUGAUGAGUGCCAAAAAUAUAUCAACUUUAUGGGCAGCAAUAUGAGCUUGGCCGAAAUCGAGUCACAUCUGCGUCGGUGUACGCGCCAUCGCACUUCGAAUGACUGCAUACCGGUGACGCCACCAGAUUAUUGGAAUCCACUAAUGCCAUCGUUUUCGGAAAAUGAUCCACGCAACAAAACACUACUAGUGGAUCCUUGUCUACAGCAAAAACGUAGUGUCAAUAAUAAAUUUUGAAAUAAAAUAAUUCCAUUCGGUGAUUU